GUUGGUUGGCGCGGCCCCUUCCCGCGGCACGAGCACGCUCAUUUGUAUCGAGCACAACGCGAACGACAGGAGCAAGGGGAAGACAUUUGACCUGCCCCCCGACGACGACGACGCCAAUGCCCCGCUCUUCCAUCUCCUCGGCCCUCCUUCUGUGCAUCGACGAUGAGCUGAGGCCUUCGAGCGGCCCCGAAGAUUCAUCGAGCUGAAGCAAGCGAGCAGCAGCCAUCGAGGCCGAUUCUUUUCUCUUCUGCUGCUGCUUCUUCUUCGUCUUCCUCCUCGAGCGCUUGCUUGCGCGCAGGCGUUAGAGGGAAAUCCUAUGUGUAGUUCCAGUCUGUGGUCGUGUCGAUGAUUCUUUAUGUUGUCGAGGUGAGGUCAGCGCUGGGUUGGGUCGGGCCAGUGUGCUGUGAUUUGUGCUGUGUCGCGUGAGGCAGGGUGAAGGACUCUGGAGGCAUUGAUUUGAUUUUGGGCCGUGCUGGGGGGUGUGUUUGUGUGUGUGUGGGAAGGAGGGCAUUGUGAGGGAGGGAUUCGUGGGAUUUUUGGGGCAAGUGCGGUAAGAGAGACGAGGAUUCAGAAAGAGGGAGAGGAAUAGGGAGAGGGAGGGAAGAGAUGGCGAAGGAGGAUGAUGAGUACCGUGAUGAGAUGGAGGAGAGGCUGGUGAACGAGGAGUAUAAGAUCUGGAAGAAGAAUACGCCUUUUCUCUAUGAUUUGGUGAUAACUCAUGCUAUGGAAUGGCCCAGCCUCACUGUGCAAUGGUUGCCAGACCGGCUGGAGCCAGCUGGGAAAGACUACUCGGUACAGAAAUUGAUACUUGGUACGCACACCUCAGACAAUGAACCCAAUUAUUUGAUGCUCGCAGAAGUCCAACUUCCCCUCGAUGACACGGAAAACGAUGCUCGCCAUUACGAUGACGAGCGCGGUGAGAUUGGGGGAUUUGGCGUUGCGAGCGGCAAGGUGAAGCAACGGGUGCAAGUCAUACAGCAAAUCAACCAUGAGGGAGAGGUGAACAGAGCGCGUUACAUGCCCCAAAAUCCCUUCCUAAUUGCUACGAAAACGGUCAGUGCGGAAGUCUAUGUGUUCGACUACAGCAAACACCCAUCCAAGCCACCACAAGAAGGCAAUUGCAAUCCUGAUUUGCGUCUCCGAGGCCACCGAACAGAGGGCUAUGGCCUUUCUUGGAGCUCUUUCAGAGAGGGUCAUCUUCUGAGUGGUUCAGACGACUCUCAAAUUUGUCUGUGGGACAUCAGCUCUGCUUCCAAAUCCACUCGAGUUCUGGAUGCCAAACAGACCUUUCAGGGCCAUGUUGGCGUGGUUGAAGACGUCGCUUGGCACUUGAGACACGACUACCUUUUUGGUUCCGUUGGAGAUGACAGGCAGCUAUUGAUAUGGGAUACCAGGACGUCAACUGCGGAAAAGCCAUUACACGCAAUUGAUGCACAUCAGGCUGAGGUGAAUUGCUUAGCCUUUAAUCCCUUCAACGAGUACCUCCUCGCCACAGGCUCUGCCGACAGGACAGUGGCACUAUAUGAUCUACGCAAGUUGUCCAAGUGCCUACACACUUUCGUCAACCACGCUGAGGAGGUUUUCCAAAUUGGGUGGAGUCCAAUGAACCAAACGAUCCUAGCGUCAUGUGGGGCGGACAAAAGAUUAAUGGUGUGGGAUUUAAGCAGAGUCGGUGAAGAGCAAUUACCCGAAGACGCAGAGGAUGGACCACCGGAGCUUCUCUUUAUUCACGGAGGCCAUACCAGUAAAAUAUCAGAUUUUUCAUGGAAUCCAAAUGAACCCUGGCUUAUAUCUAGUGUGGCAGAAGAUAAUAUUCUCCAGCUGUGGCAAAUGGCUGAGAACAUAUAUCAUGACGAGGAAGAUGGUCCUGCUGAGGACAUGCCAGGUCUAAUGUAGACUAGUGAGAAACAAGUAUAACAACGUCCUACAGGUACGAGAACCGUUUGUAAUAACAGAGAUCUUAUGGACUAUCUAUUCUGGUCAGCCAAGUCAAACUAGAGAUCAUUAAAGACCUGUUGCAUCGACGGCGGCUUUGUGUUGUUUCACGGGAGUACCCUUCUAAUGUUUAGUGUAAUCGGGUGGUACUACCAUGGCACUUGUAUCACGGAUAGGGGACGAAGUCCAGCCCUAGGCGGGAACCACAUUUUAAGUAGAGGCAACGAGGCACCACUUUGUAAAUUGACAUCCACAUCAAUGGAAAUCUUUUGCACAAUUUUCAUUC
Marchantia polymorpha subsp. ruderalis is the source of this 2221-nucleotide messenger RNA. NCBI's taxonomy places the organism in Eukaryota, Viridiplantae, Streptophyta, Marchantiopsida, Marchantiales, Marchantiaceae. The record is from the annotation of a GenBank genome assembly.